Messenger RNA from Gekko japonicus, 411 nucleotides. Its product is annotated as immunoglobulin iota chain-like. The record is from RefSeq and is a predicted model, not a curated record. Gene Ontology annotation, biological process: immune response; immunoglobulin production. The annotation marks the transcript as partial. The transcript is spliced from 2 exons. NCBI's taxonomy places the organism in Eukaryota, Metazoa, Chordata, Lepidosauria, Squamata, Gekkonidae.
UUUCUCAUUGCAGCUACCAGUCUCAUCACAAUGUUCUGGUCUCCCAUGCUCAGUCUUUUCAUCAUGUGGUGCACAGGUUCAGAUUCUCAGCCUGUGCUGACUCAGCCAUCCUUAGCAUCCGUUUCUCCCGGGGACCCAAAAAAGCUCUCCUGCGUCAUGGGCAGUGGGUUCAGCAUCAGUGGCUACACUGUGUACUGGUACCAGCAGAAGCCUGGGAAUCCCCCCAGAUACCUCUUGUAUUAUUAUUCUGAUUCCAGCAAGCACCAGGGCUCCGGGGUCCCCUCUCGUUUCUCUGCGUCCAAAGACACAUCCAGCAAUACAUGCUAUUUAAACAAUGCUGGAGCCCUGGCAGAAGAUGAGGCUGAUUAUUACUGUGCAGUGUGGCACAGCAAUGCGUGUCACAGUGAUACA